This is a messenger RNA of Coregonus sp. 'balchen', 3565 nucleotides long. NCBI's taxonomy places the organism in Eukaryota, Metazoa, Chordata, Actinopteri, Salmoniformes, Salmonidae. The record is from the annotation of a GenBank genome assembly.
AUGCAGCUCACAGAGUGUCCUCAGUCAGGAUACCAAGUAGACAGGAGAGUGUGGGGAGAACAGCAGAGACACCAGAGAGACACACAUCUCCCAGAGUAUCACCAAGAGCUUCUCCAAGAGCUACUCCACAAACCUCUCUUGUAUCGGGUACAAUUGUCAUCCAUAUUCUGAGGAAUGCUCUACUAAUAAGCUACUAAUAAGACAUUUUGAGGAAAAUAAUGGUAAAACUUGUAAGGUACCAUUUUUACAGUAUGUGCCUAAUUUUGUAUCUGCAUCCACAGCUCAUGUUGGUGAAUCUCUGUCUGGUACAGACAUUUCUCCACAAUUCCAGUCUGCCUAGGAUUCACUCUGCACCAUCAAUGGACAGACACACAUUUCCCAGAGUUUCUCAAAGAGUUUCUUCACAAUCCAGUCUGGCAAGGAUUCCCUCUGCACCAUCAAUGGAGGAGCUACUGGUGUCUGCAUCUGAUUAUUUUGGUAGUGUUUCACCAGCAGUUUCAAGAAGAUCUUCAGAAAGAGCUCCUUCUGAAACAGUCAUACGAUAUUUUAAAAGUGAUUUAUCAGGAAGAGCUUUCUCUGAUCCAGAACUAGUUGAUGCAGCUCACAGAGUGUCCUCAGUCAGGAUACCAAGUAGACAGGAGAGUGUGGGGAGAACAGCAGAGACACCAGAGAGGCACACAUCUCCCAGAGUUUCUCCUAUAACUUCUGCAAGAGUUUCUCCAAGAUUCUCUCCACAAACAUCUCUUCCAUCAGGUACAAUUUGUAGAAUUAUCUACAAAUAAGCUAUUAAUUGUUUGGUUGAAAUGUUCACAGUAUGUGACUUAGUUCAAAUGUAUGCAUGCAUGACUGUAAGUCUCUUUGGAUAAAAGCGUCUGCUAAAUUACAUAUUUAUUUAUUUGUAUAUUCAUCCACAGCUCAAGUUGGUGAAUCUCUGCCUGGUACAGACAUUGCACCACAAUUCAGUCUGCCCGGGAUUCCAUCUGUAGCAUCAAUGGAGGAGCUACUGGUGUCUCUAACUGCUUCUGUUGGUAGAAUUUCACCUGCAGUUUCAAGAAGAUCUUCAAGAAGUAGUUUGUUAGAAAGUGCUUCCUCUGGAAAAGCAACAAUUGAAGCAGUACACAGAGAAGAGAGUGUGGAGAGAACAGCAGACGCAACAGAGAGUCACACAACUCCACGAGUGUCUUUCAGAGCUCCUUUGGCAACAUCUAGGACAAGAGUCCUUUCUGAUGUGGCAGUUUUGUACAGACCAUCCAUUGCUGAAGGACUUUGUCUUGAGGUCUUGGACAUGGAGUCUGACCAGGUGAAAACAUCAGUGAGUGACAUCACUGCACAAGCUUCCUCUCACACUGCAGCAAUGGAAACAGCUCAUGAUACGGUCAGGAUACCCAGUAGAAAGGAGAGUGCAAGGAGAACAGCUGAAACGCAAACAUAUUUUGCAUCAGGUAAGUAUCAAGAUUAAUACAUUACUGAAAUAUUAUCAACGAAAACCAACUAUUUUCUAAAGAUUUAUCUUCCUAAUCUCAUAGGAUUAUUGAACAACAGUACACAAGUUUCAGGAACUUCAAUCCGCCUUCAUGAAGAGGUGACUGCCCACCCUACAGAAGUGCAGCAGGGGACCCUGCGACAUGGAAUCUCUCUUGGACUUUCUCGAGCCAAUGUGGUUGGGCCUCAAAACACACGGUCACAGAGUGUGCAGACUGGACCAGGUACAUUUCCCCUCAGAAUACAAGAAUUCAACUUUAAUAAUUGUUCAAUCAUAUUUUUUUAAUAUGUGUGUUUUGAAGACAUUUAGGGAUUUUCCCCUCCAAUGCCUUCAGAAAGUAUUCAAACCCUUGACUUUUUCCACAUUUUGUUGUGUUACAGCUUGAAUUUAAAAUAGAUUAAAUUCAGAUUUUUUUGUCACUGGCCUACACACAAUACCCCAUAAUGUCAAAGUGGAAUUAUGGUUUUACACAUUUUUACAAAUCAAUUAAAAAUGAAAAGCUAAUAUGUCUUGAGUCAAUAAGUAUUCAACCCCUUUGUUAUGUCAAGCCUAAAUAAGUUCAGGAGUAAUAAUGUGCUUAACAAGUCAAAUUCAACCCAACACAUCACUGAGUACCACUCUUCAUAUUUUCAAGCAUGGUGGUGGCUGCAUCAUGUUAUUGGUAUGCUUGUCAUCGGCAAGGACUAGGGAUUUUUUUUUUAGGAUAAAAAGAAACAGAAUAGAGCUAAGCGCAGGCAAAAUCCUAGAGGAAAACCUGGUUCAGUCUUCUUUCCAACAGACACUGGGAGACAAAUGUACCUUUCAGCAGGACUAUUACCUAAAGCACAAGGCCAAAUAUACACAGGAGUUGCUUACCAAGAUGACAUUGAAUGUUCCUGAGUGUCCUAGUUACAGUUUUGACUUAAAUCGGCUUGAAAAUCUAUGGCAAGACUUGAAAAUGGCUGUCUAGCAAUGAUCAACAACCAACUUGACACAGAACUGGAAGAAUAUUUAAAAGAAUGUGCAAAUAUUGUACAAUCCAGGUGUGCAAAGCUCUCAAGAUUCAACUGUAAUUGCUGCCAAAAGUGAUUAUAACAUGUAUUGACUCAGGGUUGUAAAUACUUAUGUAAAUGAGAUAUUUCUGUUUUUGAUUUUCAAUAAAUUUGCAAAAAUGUCUAAAAACAUGUUUUCACUUUGUCAUUAUGGGGUAUUGUGUGUAGAUGGGUGAUUUUAAAAAAAUUUAAUCCAUUUUGAAUUCAGGCUGUAACACAACAACAUUUGGAAUAAGUCAAGGGGUAUGAAUACUUUCUGAAUGCAUUGUAUGUGUGGAAUUUUACAUUUUCAACUUUUAUGUUGCAUUCUAUUGUCAUUUUAGAUUAUCAUGGCCCGCCCUCGCAUAGCAUUCCUAUUGGAGCAGGACGUGUCACUCCUGAUGCGCAGCCUGCCCUCGAGAAUUUCACCAAUCAGGUCUGGACACUAUACCACUUGGCCAAUGAGACCGAGGAGGGCACACUAUCCACUAACGCUAUCUCCCAGCCUCCGUUCAAUGGCAGUGCUUUCAUUUGCAACUUUGGGUCUGGACAUGUGUUACUGGCAGAGAGGUCCCCCUCCCCUCAGCAGUCUGACCCCCAGUCCUGGUGUGGCCGACCCAGACAACAACCCCAGCCACCACCAUUCCCAAUGUGCCCAAGAAGGGCCUUCACACCCAGGUCACAGACCUCAAUCCUCCGCCCUCCACCCCAGCCUCCGACCAUCCUCAACCAGGAGAUCAGCAUCCCCAACUACUUCCUGUUCCUCGAUGGCAACCAGGUGUCCCUGGGCCAGAGUGCUCGUAGUGUUCCGACCGCAAUGUUUUCCAGGUCGAGAUCUGCUGUGGUCAGGGCGGACGACCCCCCGGGGUACCUGUCCUUCUCCGUUCCAAUGGAGAUGGUGAGCGGAGGUUCCGGUCGGGACGGCCAGGCCCAGUUCCUGCAGGUCAUCAGUGAUGAAGGAAACACUGUUUACACCCCCGCUCUCAUACGCAUCGUCACCUCCGAACCCACAGAGGAAGAGGACCAGGAGGGAGCCGGGAGGUGGCCAACUAGUGCCCCAUUUAAUUGGUAG